AUCCUGUCCUUAACAUUUGAUUUUAUAUUUUGUUUUUUGUUUUGAAUACUUGAAUUUAAUUGUACCAUUGAAUUAUAAUUGAAUUAAAUUGUUAAAUUGUACUUCCCAACUCUGAUUGUAAUAGAAUGCUAAAAGGCAUGUCAGUUUGUACUAAAGGAAUGAUAUGGAAUUAGAACAUUCCUGACUACAUGCCCUUUUUAGAAACUUACCAUCAAACACUUGGUCAUCAGCGUUCGAUCGGUAAGGUUUGAAGAUUCUAACUCCUCUUUUCAUCUCUUUCCCUAGCGUAACAUCUACCUAACCCACUAACCCUAUUUAAAUAAACUUACAUAUUAUAACGUUUUACUGAAACCAAACUUGUGUUUUGCUUUUUACUCCUUUGCGGUGUUGCUGUGGGUAUUCUAUUUCUUUGCUUGUUAUUCCCCAACUCUGAGGAAUAACAAGCUGCUACAUACAGUCCACUCAUCUACGACCUUCGCUUUACAUCAUAUAUUUGGAAUCCCCCCCCCCCCAAAGCUAUUCAUGGUCCUCCGCAGCCGUUCACUGGAAACUGCAAGAAAAACUCACACACACAACAGAAGGUAAAACCAAACCAAAAUCCCAAAGUUCCCAUGUUAGUUGUGUGAAGCACCGGUAAGUGCAAAACCAUUUUUUGUUCUCUUGAAGAAAAAACAUUUGCAAACAACCGCGAAAAAAAUCGUACAGAAAACAGGAAAAUCGAACUAAUUAUCAUAAAAAGUGCUCAAAAUUUCAAAAAUUCCAUAAAUUUGAAAAAUCUGUGAUAAAAUGUGAUAAAAGAUAACAAAGAAAAAAAAAAAAAAAAGUCAGUUUGUAAUGCAAAGUUGUUGUUUUCGUCGUUUCGACAUUAAAAAUUGUUAAUUUUCGUUAGUUUGAAAGUUGAAAAUGGUCAAAUUAAAAGCCUAAAAAGCCAAAAAAAAAUUGACAUAAUAACUGCCAAAAACCAAUCAAAAUUCGUUUGUUUGCAAAUGUUCGUUUGUGUGCCAAUAAAAUUAUACACUCAACAAAAAAAUCUGCAGAAAAUUCAAGAAAAAGUGCAAAGUGCAAAGUGCAAAAUUUUUUCGGUUGAAAGGGUGUUUGAAAAAUCCAUAAUUUUUGCUAUAACGGUAAAAAAAAAACGGUGAAAAUAACGGUCGAACACGUGCCCAAAAAUCCGAAAGAAUCGUCUUAUAUACAUAUAGAUACAAAUACAUAAGGUGCACUUAUGUACAGGAAAGGCAAUAAAGAAGAAGAAACCCAGUCUGUAAUCCAAAUAGAUAGAAGAAGAAAAGCCCAUGUAAAAAAAAGAACCGUUUUUGUUUAAAAGAAAUUCAAAAAAAAAAAAGGAGAAAAUAAAAUUUUUUUUUUCGUUGUGCAUGGAGGCUAAUAUAAUACAACAAAAAGAAAAAAAAAUGGGCUCAAAGCAAAUGAAUCUCAACAAGAUUUAUGAGUGCGCCAUCUGUUUGGAGAGGCACUCGCUCCGCUACUGCCGAAUCUUCUGCGGCAUGACGGUGGCAGAUAGGAGGGUGACCGUCCGUAACCACAAAUAUUGUAUGAACUGCCUGGCCCGGAGUCACGAGGUGGAGGACUGCCACUCAGCCGCCACCUGUCGAAAAUGCGGCUACCAGCACCAUACGAUGCUGCACCCACAAAUUCCGGUGCCUCCUACCGCCCUCACACCAGCAUAUGUAAGCCCCAAAGUUGCCAACCGCUACACGAAGAAAGCGACGACUGAAGCCACCCCCAGACGCAAGAAGUUGAGGACAAGAAGCCAACGACCAGAAAUCAAGCCGUCUGAGCUGCUGCAGAAACAGCUGCUCGCUGAGGCGCUGAAAUGUGUGGCAACAGUUAUCUGCGAAGAUGUUGCGUAGAUGCAAGGCCGGCGGCAUGGACAAUCCUGUCCUUAACAUUUGAUUUUAUAUUUUGUUUUUUGUUUUGAAUACUUGAAUUUAAUUGUACCAUUGAAUUAUAAUUGAAUUAAAUUGUUAAAUUGUACUUCCCAACUCUGAUUGUAAUAGAAUGCUAAAAGGCAUGUCAGUUUGUACUAAAGGAAUGAUAUGGAAUUAGAACAUUCCUGACUACAUGCCCUUUUUAGAAACUUACCAUCAAACACUUGGUCAUCAGCGUUCGAUCGGUAAGGUUUGAAGAUUCUAACUCCUCUUUUCAUCUCUUUCCCUAGCGUAACAUCUACCUAACCCACUAACCCUAUUUAAAUAAACUUACAUAUUAUAACGUUUUACUGAAACCAAA
This is a messenger RNA of Stomoxys calcitrans (stable fly), 2247 nucleotides long. RefSeq lists its product as uncharacterized. The transcript has 2 exons. Lineage: Eukaryota; Metazoa; Arthropoda; Insecta; Diptera; Muscidae. The record is from RefSeq and is a predicted model, not a curated record. The coding region runs from base 1374 to 1868 and encodes 164 amino acids.